AUGGGCCAUGUCUACAUCUGGUCUUAUGAGACCCAGUCAAUUAUCAAAACGUUCGAGCUUACCGAUGUCCCUGUAAGGGCUGGUCGGUUCAUUGCGCGAAAGAACUGGAUUGUCUGCGGCUCAGAUGACUUCCAACUGCGAGUAUACAAUUACAAUACCUCGGAGAAGAUCAUUUCCUUUGAAGCUCACCCAGACUACAUUCGAUCGAUCGCCGUUCAUCCAACCCACCCGUUUGUGUUGACCGCUUCAGAUGAUAUGACAAUCAAAUUGUGGGAUUGGGACAAGUCAUGGAAGUGUGUGCAGGUAUUCGAAGGCCAUAGCCAUUAUGUUAUGGGUCUUGCCAUCAAUCCCAAGCACACCAACACGUUUGCUUCAGCGUGUCUCGAUAGAACUGUCAAGAUAUGGAGCUUGGGCUCACCUAACCCUAACUAUACCCUUGAAGCGCACGAGACCAAGGGUGUAAACCACGUCGAGUAUUAUCCACAGGCCGAUAAGCCGUAUCUUCUCACAACUUCCGAUGACAAGACUGUGAAAGUCUGGGAUUACACCACAAAGGCAUUGAUUGCUACCUUGGAAGGACACACUAGCAACGUAUCUUUCGCUUGUUAUCAUCCAGAGCUUCCAAUCAUUAUAUCUGGUUCCGAAGAUGGAACUAUCAAGCUCUGGCACGCAAACACUUAUAGGCUAGAACAGUCUCUCAGUUAUGGCCUGGAAAGGGCCUGGUGUGUUAGCUACCAACGGGGUAAGCAGGGGAUUGCCAUGGGAUUUGAUGACGGAGCUGUGGUGGUUAAGAUGGGUAGAGAAGAGCCUGCCGUAUCUAUGGAUGGAUCUGGUAAAAUUGUCUGGGCUAGGCACAAUGAAGUCGUCUCUACUGUCAUCAAGGGCGGUGAUACAACUCUCAAAGAUGGUGCACCUCUCUCCCUGCCAACUAAGGAUCUCGGCUCCUGUGAAAUAUACCCUCAGACACUGGCCCAUUCCCCCAAUGGAAGAUUUGUUUCCGUUUGCGGAGAUGGCGAAUAUAUUAUCUACACUGCUCUUGCCUGGAGAAACAAGGCAUUUGGGCAGGCGUUAGAUUUUGCUUGGGGAUCUAAGGACAACAGCAAUGACUAUGCCAUCCGAGAAUCGUCAACCAGCGUUAAGGUAUUCCGAAACUUUAAGGAGAAGAGUGGCGGGCUUGAUGUUGGUUUUCACGCUGAGGGUCUAAGUUCCGGCGUCCUCCUCGGCGUCAAGGGUCAAGGUGGCAUUGGCAUGUUUGACUGGGAAACUGGAGAACUGGUUACCCUUGCAUGUGAAGAUACCUUUUAUGUCCUUCGUUUUUCAAGAGAAGAUUACAUUGCGGGACUCAAUGCUGGACAGGCUGAUGAAGACGGCGUUGAGGCUGCAUUUGAGGUGGUAACGGAUGUUAAUGAAACCGUUCGCACCGGUGAAUGGGUUGGGGAUUGUUUCAUUUACACAAACUCGACAAACCGAUUAAACUACCUUGUCGGUGAUCAAACCUACACGAUUUCACACUUCGAUCAGCCAAUGUACCUCCUUGGAUAUCUCCCCCGGGAUGGACGAAUUUAUCUUACCGAUAAAGAACUCACAACAGUCUCCUUUGCGCUAUCUCUUUCUGUUGUCGAGUAUCAAACCCUUGUCUUACGAGGUGACAUGGACUCUGCUACAGAAUUGUUGGAGGAUAUACCAAAAGAUCAGAUGAACAAAAUUGCCCGAUUCUUGGAAGGCCAGGGCUAUAGAGACCUUGCGCUCGACGUUGCUACCGACCAGGAACACCGCUUCGACCUUGCUCUCGGGCUCGGAAAACUUGACAUUGCACUGGAAAUCGCUAAAGUAACAGAUGUUGAGCACAGAUGGAAGACCGUCGGCGACGCAGCUCUAGCAGCAUGGAAUCUUUCUCUAGCCGAGGAAUGUUACUCUAAUGCCAAAGAUCUUGGAUCCCUACUUUUGCUACACUCGUCAAGUCGAAACAGUGCCGGCCUUCAGAAACUGGCCGAGCAAGCAAAGCAGGCUGGCUCGCACAAUAUUGCAUUCUCUGCUCUGUGGCAGCUGUCUGACGUGGAUGCAUGCAUUGACCUCCUCGUCCAAACCAACCGUUUUGCGGAGUCUGUCUUCUUUGCCCAGACUUACAAGCCUAGCCGCACUCCAGAGCUGACUGUCCAGUGGAAACAGAGCCUUGAGAAAAAUGGCAAAACCAAAGUGGCCCGUAUCAUAGGUGUGCCACCAGGUGUUGAAAAUUCUGAUGAUGACCUUUUCCCUGAGUGGGAUAAUUAUCUCAAACUCGAAGCUGAGGGUGGUAUAAAAACCGCAAAUUUGAUCGAUAUUGAUGCCAAUGGCGAUGAGGAUGAGGCAGCCACAGAGGAAACUGCAGAAGAACCUGUAAACGGUGCUUCUGAGUGA
This is a messenger RNA of Trichophyton benhamiae CBS 112371, 2397 nucleotides long. RefSeq lists its product as uncharacterized. Gene Ontology annotation, molecular function: protein binding; structural molecule activity. The record is from RefSeq and is a predicted model, not a curated record. Bases 1 to 2397 code for a protein of 798 amino acids. Gene Ontology annotation, biological process: intra-Golgi vesicle-mediated transport; retrograde vesicle-mediated transport, Golgi to endoplasmic reticulum; endoplasmic reticulum to Golgi vesicle-mediated transport. Gene Ontology annotation, cellular component: COPI vesicle coat. Lineage: Eukaryota; Fungi; Ascomycota; Eurotiomycetes; Onygenales; Arthrodermataceae. The transcript is spliced from 4 exons.